GAGCAUUCCUGUGAUAGACCUUGAAGGAAUCGACAGAGAUUCAUCCAAAACUGUAUCAGUUAUUUUAAUCCUUGAAUUCAUUUGAAAAUUUGGUGUUGAAUGGAGUCUGGGUGAGAUGCCAAUGACUUAAAGAUUGUGAUGCAAUUUCCAUUUGUUUAAUCUGAAGUCAAUUCCCGAGUGCUAAACUGCGACACGUAACCAUGUAAAGGCCUUCCUCUCUUUUUUCCUCUCCAAUUCCCCUUUUGCUCAUUCAAUCUUUCGAUUUCCCAACCGCCGCUACGCCAUGAAUGUUCAUCAGCUUUCUGCAAAACCACUUUCGAGUCCCGGUAAUCCCUCAUCAAUUUCUUUGUAAUUUCGAAAUCGAUUCAACUUCUCGAUCUCUUUCUUUGUAAUUCUUUUGCCGCAACUUUUGGGGGUUUUGGGUACUCUGAUUUUCUCGAUUGCUAUCUGGUGGAAGGGCGUUCUUGAGUUUCUUCGAUGGUUUUUGCAGUGUUUAGAGAGUUAUGAGAAGAUGGGUGAUCACUGGAUCGGAUUUUGAGAAUUGGAGGUUUCUGCUGAAUUUAGGAAAGAAGAAGAUGAGGGAUUUUCCAGGGAGUCCUGGGACUGUGAUGGGGCUAAUUCUGAGGAUUUUGCAGUUUGUUUUUGCUGCUGCCUCUGUUGCUUCUAUGGCUUCGACUGCUUACUUCUUCAAAUUCACAGCUUUUUGCUACCUGAUAGCUUCAUUGGGGUUGCAAAUCACCUGGAGUUUUGUGCUAGCAUUAAUCGAUGCCUAUGCACUAGUAAAAAACAAAGCACUCCAGAACUCUCUGCUCAUUAGCCUCUUCGUCGUCGGGGAUUGGAUUACAGCAACAUUGACACUCGCAGCAGCCUCUUCUUCUAGUGGGGUAGCAAUACUGUAUUUCAACGACUUGGACAUUUGUGGUUUUAUUGGGGAAUGCCAAAAAUACCAACUCUCUGUCGCCUUGGCAUUCCUCAGCUGGAUAACUGUUGCAACUUCUUCUCUUAUCAUGGUCUGGCUAUUGGCUUCCAGUUAAACCGUUUGUUGUACACUCAA
Cucurbita moschata (crookneck pumpkin) is the source of this 1054-nucleotide messenger RNA. Its product is annotated as CASP-like protein 5B3. Gene Ontology annotation, cellular component: plasma membrane. The record is from RefSeq and is a predicted model, not a curated record. NCBI's taxonomy places the organism in Eukaryota, Viridiplantae, Streptophyta, Magnoliopsida, Cucurbitales, Cucurbitaceae. The transcript is spliced from 3 exons. Bases 504 to 1034 code for a protein of 176 amino acids.